Messenger RNA from Aedes aegypti (yellow fever mosquito), 1384 nucleotides. Its product is annotated as ankyrin repeat domain-containing protein 29. Gene Ontology annotation, biological process: positive regulation of transcription by RNA polymerase II. NCBI's taxonomy places the organism in Eukaryota, Metazoa, Arthropoda, Insecta, Diptera, Culicidae. Gene Ontology annotation, cellular component: nucleus. The transcript is spliced from 6 exons. Bases 1 to 939 code for a protein of 312 amino acids. Gene Ontology annotation, molecular function: protein binding; transcription cis-regulatory region binding. The record is from RefSeq and is a predicted model, not a curated record.
AUGAGCACAUCUCGAAUGCGCAUCGGACAGCCAGCCAUCGAGUACAAUGACUACACAACGCCACUAAUUUUGGCUGCUGCAGGAGGGCACACGGCCUGCGUCAUAGAACUGCUGGAGCAAGGAGCGGACCCCAAUGCAAGACGAGUUACCGGAACGACAGCGCUUUUCUUUGCCGCCCAGGGUGGCUUUGUGGACGUCGCUAGAAUACUUUUGAAAUCCGGAGCACCCGUGGACUGCUGCUCGGUUGACGGAGGAACGCCACUGUUCGUCGCCUGUCAGGGCGGUCACGAGAACAUGGUUAGCGAACUGCUCAGCUACGGGGCCAACGUUCAUGCCUGCAUGAAGGAUCGAGCCACUCCGCUGUUCAUUGCGGCCCAAAAUGGUCACAACGCUGUCCUCAAGCUUCUGUUGGCGGCCGGUGCCCAACCGGACACCCCUCGCAACGAUGGGGCCACCCCCCUGUGGAUUGCCUCCCAGAUGGGUCACGAUCACAUCGUUAAAAUGCUUCUGCUGCAUGGAGCCUACGUGGAUGCCGUCCGUUGCGACGGUGCCACGGCACUCUUCAAAGCCGCCCACAAGGGACACAGUUCGGUGGUCCACGAGUUGCUCAAGUAUCGCCCGAAUCUCGGUCUUAUCCCGAACGGAGAGUCCGCCCUUCAUGCAGCCGCCCUCUUCGGUCAUCUGCCGAUCGUGAAGCAGCUAAUUGCCGCUGGCGCUGAAGUCUGCCUCAAAAAUCAGGAAGGGCUGACGCCUCUGCAGAUCGCCCGUCAGCAAAAGUAUCUCUCCGUCUAUCAGUAUCUGAAGGAUCGCGAACACUUCCUGCGUCAUCAGAGCGCUUCCGUGGGCGGAGGAGGCGGAGUCAGUGGUAAGGGGCUCGUUACUGUGGUGUCCAGUGCGGGAACCACCAGCGGAAGCAGCGUCGUUGCGAUCACCAGCUAGAAGGAGGAGUCCGUUGCCGACAGGGGCAACAACAAUAAUAAUGCUAGUUGAGAAACAUAAAAAAAAAAAUAAUUUUGGGGGUGGCAAUUAACGUAUCGCCCAUACUUGGAUCUCGGUUCAGAUCCCAGCCACAGUAAAGCCAGUCGGUUUUGCACACUGGGGCAGAUUCGACGACUAAAACUUCUGGUUCUCUGAAUAUGCAUCCUAGAGGUUUGGUGUCUUCGACAACCAUUUUGGAAGAUAAUCAAGAUAAGUCUAAAAUAUCUAGAUAAGUUUUAUCUUUUGAUAGGAGACUCCCAGUUAAAAGCUUUCUUCUGCAAAGUUGUUCAUUGAGUAAUUUUCUAUGGAAGAAAGCUACGCUUAAUCACUGAAAUUUAAGGCGCUGUAAGGAGUUUUAUAAAAAGCAUCCAAAAAAUAGAUUUAGUUUUUUUGCGCAAAAAAAAAA